Molecule: messenger RNA, 696 nt
Organism: Cinara cedri
Lineage: Eukaryota; Metazoa; Arthropoda; Insecta; Hemiptera; Aphididae
Source: the annotation of a GenBank genome assembly
AUGUCUGUAGUGAAUCCUAUAAUAUGCGCAAUAGAUACACAAAAUCUAAAUAAGGCUAUAUCUUUAGCUAAUGUUUUACGUGGUAAAGUAGGUAUGAUAAAGCUAGGGUUAGAAUUUUUUGCUGCUCAUGGUCUCUUUGGAGUAAGAGAAAUUACAAAAUGCGAUAUUCCAAUUUUUUUAGACAUAAAACUACAUGAUAUUCCCAACACUGUAGCUAGAACAGUUGCAGUAACAAAAGAUCUUAAUAUUGCAAUGUUAACACUACACAUCACUGGUGGUAUAAAAAUGCUCAAAGAAGCACUAAAUGCAGCACAAGGUACAAAGAUGAAAUUGAUUGGAGUAACCGUGUUAACCAGCAUGGACAAUAAGGAUUUGCAUGAAUGUGGAAUAGAAAAAGAAGUGACAUCACAAGUGGUUCUACUUGCAAAACUUGCAAAAGAAUCUGGUUUACAAGGAAUAGUUUGUUCUGCAUUAGAAGCACAAGAAGUACGUCAAGAAUGCGGUAAAGAUUUUAACAUUAUCACCCCAGGAAUUCGCAUAAAUUCUAGUAAUAAUGAUCAAAAGAGAAUAACAACACCAAGAGAAGCAAUUGCUUUAGGGGCUGAUUAUCUUGUACUUGGUAGGCCUAUUACAAAAAGUAUCGAUCCGGCAAAAACUGCAAAAUUGAUACUAGAGUCAUUAAAAAGAGAUCACUAG